AAAGUGCAGACAUGCUCACGCUGCCAAACAAUCAUGUACCCUGGCCCUGAAAACUCACCACUCAACCACAAGUGGAGCUACUGCACUGAUGGUGUCAAGCAGGUAUCAAAGAGCGGCAAGGAUCUCCCUCCCUGGCCUCAGCCUCAAGGCUUGUUCUCCGAAGGCUGCACAUUUCACCUGCACGCGUUUUUGUUGGCUGUUCAGUGCAUCUACAAGUGCAUCUUCAUCAUGCAGGGACCAGGAGAGAUGGACUUGCUUGAAACUGAGGCCUUUGUGAAGCUGCUUGCCUCACGCACUGAGAUC
Molecule: messenger RNA, 303 nt
Organism: Suillus subaureus
Lineage: Eukaryota; Fungi; Basidiomycota; Agaricomycetes; Boletales; Suillaceae
Exons: 1
Source: RefSeq, a predicted model, not a curated record